Didymosphaeria variabile is the source of this 1374-nucleotide messenger RNA. RefSeq lists its product as uncharacterized. The transcript is spliced from 2 exons. Bases 1 to 1374 code for a protein of 457 amino acids. Lineage: Eukaryota; Fungi; Ascomycota; Dothideomycetes; Pleosporales; Didymosphaeriaceae. The record is from RefSeq and is a predicted model, not a curated record. Gene Ontology annotation, molecular function: S-methyl-5-thioribose-1-phosphate isomerase activity.
AUGGCUGUCCCGCCUCGUUCAUCAAGUCUCAUGGCGACGAUCGGUUACCACAAUAUGGACAGCUAUGCACAGAAUGCCAUGGCACUAAAAUUCCCCGAGUCUCUAGAGGCUUCUAUCGAAGAGCAGAAUGAGAAGAAUUGCCGUUGGUCCCGUAUGAAGCGGAGAAUCGGCCGCUCGCUUGCGUCUCGCUCAAACAUCAGUGUCUCCUCUUUCAAAGCACUCUCCCCGAUCAGUGAGACUGACUCGGCGAAACACAGUAUCCGUGUUGCUUAUACUUCCUCUGCUGCCCCGUCAGCAGCAUGGGACAAUAAUAAGGAGUACACACAGCAGCUAAGCCAAGCCGUGAGCGGCCUCAAGAACGACUUUGUCUCUGGUGCCAGGGAGAUGGCCGACUCCGCCCUGUCAACACUUUCCUCUCUCAUCGUGACUGCGGCUUCAACAGCUGAGAACAAAAGCGAGCUGUGGCAAAUGGCAGUAUCCGCUGCAAAGGAGCUGUGCGCAGCAAGACCCAGCAUGAAUGCAGCCAUUACAUCGUGCCUGCUCAGGGCGCUUGACGAAGUCUUGCAGCUGUGGGAUAUGCUAGACGAGAAGCGAAGCAAAGCACCCGAAGACCUCGCAGCCAUGGCCAGGCGACAGCUAGUACGAAUCAUCGAGAAGAGGAAAGAAGCUGGUAUACGCUUGAGUGAGAACUUUGCCGAGCGACUGAGGGCUUAUUGCCGACAGCGCCUCAACAACACCCAUAACCUCACCAUCCUCACCCUCAGCAAUAGCAGCACCAUCCGGCACAGCAUCAUCACCACCCUCUCCACCCUCCGCUUCCUUUGCCUCACCCUCGUCAUUCUCGAAUCCCGUCCACGCUUCGAAGGCGCAAGCAUGGCCUCCCACAUCCUUUCUUCCUGCUCCGCCGAUGCUAGAGCCCGUCUGCACAUCCGCAUACUGCCCGACUGCGCGGUUGCUACAGCCGCCAGAGACGCUCAACUCGUCCUCCUAGGUGCGGACCGGAUCUCUGCAUCCGGCGACGUGAGCAACAAAAUUGGCAGCUUGGCUGCGGCAGUGUGUAUCAAGUCGCUGAAUGCGAAAGCACAGGUUGUGGCUGUUAGCGAUGCGGAUAAGAUUGUCGCAAAGGGGGUGGAGGAAGGUCAGAAGGAGGCGCAUCCCGAUAGCGAGAUGAUGGAGGCUUGGGGCGAUGAGACGAGGAGGAAAUUACAGGGCAGGAUCGAUAAUGGCAGUGUGGAGGUGUUUGGAGAGUGGUUUGAGUGGGUGCCGGCGGAGUAUGUGGAUGGGUAUGUGACCGAGUAUGGGACUUUGGAUGCAAAGGGAGUGGAGAGCAUUGCCGGUGAGGUGGGAGAGUUGAAGGAGAAGAUCUUUGGUUGA